GCAAAGCCAAAAACCCUCUAUGACCGUGUCAGUCAAAGCAGCGCUGAAGCUAUGGGCAUUUUUGCGGGCUAGAGUCAUGUCAUCUGAGACAUUUAAUUGGGCCCGGGCCGCCACUGGGGGACAGCGGACGGCAUUCCUCCUCUGCCUGCGCCCUGUUGUGUUGCUCCUCGCCGCGUGGCUGCAGUCUGUGGAUAAUAUGUCCCAUGCCCACGCAAACUUGAGCUGCCGGAGUUACAGCAGUUUAGUGGACGGACCGACUAUGGUGGCAAACCUCUGAAUACAAAAUAACAUCACUGGAGUCUCACGACGGAAGUGAAAGGUCCAUUCUUGUAUAUCUGCUGAAUUUGCGCGGCGGCGCAACGGCUGGGAGGCGAGCAGCGCGUUUCCUGAAGAGACCUCAGCAGUCAACAGUCACUAUAGAGGACGUACUCUGCUUCACAUUAUAUUUAAACGGAAUUUCCUUUGUUCGGGUUCGUGCUGUUUCAGCUUUGUUUUGUGCCUGUGGCCUCAUGAAGGGAUAAAUGAUCACCUCGGCCCGAAGAGUGUCUCCUGAUAAAUCUGAAGUUAGAAUUGCCUUCAGCCUUGAGGACACAUCAGAUGUAAAAGAUGCGGAGAACCUCCCCCAGACGUUCCCGGAUCUUGAACAGCGAUUACAGCCAGUGCCUCCCUGUGUGUCUCUGAGAGAGAGUGUCCAGGUGUACAAGGAACACUGCAGAAUGGCGAGGGAGUUCCACCAGGUCAAACAUGAGAUCGCCGUGCUUGAGGACCGCAAGCGUAAGUUGCUAGCAGAGCUGGUGGAGGAUGAGAAGGUUGCCAUUGAGAUCGCCCGUCUCGAGGAGGAGUUUCGGCAUCUAAUGGAAGAGAACCGCACCUUGGUGACUGUCCACAAUGAGCGGGCUCAGCAGCUGGAAAGCCUGUGCUUGACCAUUCAAACGAGGCAGGACUCCUCAUGACCUCUGACCUCCGCGGAACCUGAGACCUCCAAACAUCCGAGCUGAUGCCGGGGCUUGAAACCUGGCAAGAAAUAAAGGCUCAGCUAACGCAUCACAGCAACAGUAGUGAAUCAGCUAAUUACACAGAAAGGCCUUGUGUUUAUUCAUGUCUGAGUCAGUUGUCUGAACCUUAGACGUGCUAUUAUCAUCAGUGUGAAGUUGUUAGAGCCGUUCCACCAAGCUAUGACACAAGGCCACCUUUCUGGGUGCUGUUUUGUCAUUAUAUGAUCUUGCUGAGGCCUCCUGGCCACUAUUGCAAUACCUCACUGUGUAUUUACACAAUGUCAGCUGCUGUGAAUAUGACCGGAUAUUCUGAUAUGUGUCUCAGGUCCUGUGGAGACUCAGAUCUUUUACCUGAGGUCUGUGGAAGGAGCCAAAGGUGGUAUGUUGUGGUCCAAAAUGUAUUUUGAGGAGUGGCCCCCCCCUCCCUCUCCCUCUUUCCCACCCAAAGCACUUACCUUUUGGAGCUCCAGUUAUGAUAAACAAAAAAGAGAAAUGAGAUGAGUGUUUAAGAUAGUGUUGGGGUCUGGGGGGGCGGGUCUUUCAUUUCACAAUAAGUAUUUGUUGUGACACAACAUUGUAAGGGUUGUAUAUUUUUUUUGAUGUAGUGUGUCUCACCCACCUUUCGAAGGGGAAGUAUACAGCAAGAUUAAUUAUCUCUUAUGGUCUUUCCCUAUUAAUAAAAUGUGUUUUAUUUUAACACGA
This is a messenger RNA of Scatophagus argus, 1697 nucleotides long. It is a transcript of the gene map3k7cl, whose product is annotated as map3k7 C-terminal like. Bases 522 to 953 code for a protein of 143 amino acids. The transcript is spliced from 5 exons. Lineage: Eukaryota; Metazoa; Chordata; Actinopteri; Scatophagidae. Gene Ontology annotation, cellular component: nucleus; cytosol. The record is from RefSeq and is a predicted model, not a curated record.